Molecule: messenger RNA, 1736 nt
Organism: Haemorhous mexicanus (house finch)
Lineage: Eukaryota; Metazoa; Chordata; Aves; Passeriformes; Fringillidae
Gene: SSR1
Product: signal sequence receptor subunit 1
Exons: 8
Coding region: 147-1013 (288 amino acids)
Cellular component (GO): endoplasmic reticulum membrane; endoplasmic reticulum
Source: RefSeq, a predicted model, not a curated record
GGAUGGAGCAGUGGGGGGAGGCGGCUCCAGCUGCCGCUCCAGCCCCAGCGCCCGCCGCCGCCGCCAUUUAGACAUCCCGCCGCGGCAGCCAGCGCCGGGACAGGGUGCGCGGGAGGGCUCGGGUUGUCUCCAUCCUCAUCAUCGCCAUGAGCCGCCUGUCGCAGCUGCUGCUGCUCGCCCUGCUCGUCUUCCCCGCCGCGCUGCUGCUCGGGGGCGCCCGCGGCGGCCCAGGUUUAUUAGUUGCAGCUCAAGAUGCUACAGAAGAUGAGGAAGCUGUGGAAGAUACUAUAGUUGAAGAUGAGGAUGAUGAAGCUGAAGUUGAAGAAGAUGAGCCAACAGACUUGACAGAAGAAAAAGAGGAAGAAGACUUGUCAGGAGAACCUAAAGCCUCACCCAGUGCUGAUACAACCAUUUUAUUUGUGAAAGGUGAAGACUUUCCAGCGAACAACAUUGUAAAAUUUCUGGUGGGCUUCACCAAUAAGGGAACAGAGGAUUUCAUUGUCGAGUCUCUCGAUGCUUCUUUCCGGUACCCUCAAGACUACCAGUUUUACAUCCAGAACUUCACAGCUCUCUCUCUGAACACAGUAGUUCCACCACAGAGACAAGCCACAUUUGAGUACUCCUUCAUCCCUGCUGAGCCUAUGGGUGGUCGUCCUUUUGGUCUGGUUAUCAAUCUCAACUACAGAGAUGCAAGUGGCAACAUUUUUCAGGAUGCUGUCUUCAAUCAAACUGUUACAAUUAUUGAAAAAGAAGAUGGGCUGGAUGGAGAAACGAUCUUCAUGUACAUGUUCCUUGCUGGACUUGGUCUGCUGGUCAUUGUUGGCCUACAUCAGUUGCUAGAGUCUAGGAAGAGGAAAAGACCGGUACAGAAAGUAGAGAUGGGAACAUCAAAUCAGAAUGAUGUUGAUAUGAGCUGGAUUCCCCAAGAAACUUUAAAUCAAAUAAAUAAAGCUUCACCGAGGAGGUUGCCCUACAAGAGGGCACAGAAGAGACCAGUGGGCUCUGAUGAGUAAUGUUAACUAGUGCAACAGUUGAACCUUUACUAAUUCUGCCUGUUUGGUUUUUUUUGGAUUGGAGUAGUGCAGAGAACCCAUACCACCAUAAGGAAAAUACUGCUAAGCAUUUGGACUGAACAGAUUAACUGAGUGGUGUUAAUAUUACUGAAAAUGCACUUCUCUUUUAAUUUUUUUUUUUAAAUUGUUGGGGGUCGGGGGAGGUAGCCAUUAAGAUUUGUGCCUGCGUGUGUAAGCGGUUGGUCUUAACAGAAACGUGUUACCUGAAAUGUGCCUUUAGAGUUCUUUGUAAUGCUGGCUUGUCAUCUGUACAUUGUCAUUGAAGGAUUUCUCUCCUCUCCCUAAUUUGAAUGUCUGGUGACUUUAAUCUGUCUUGAUUGUAUCAUAUCUGUAUCAGAACCUGAAUGCAAUUGUUCUUAUUCAGUCAGUAACGUUACUCUUUACAAGGUGCGCACACUGAGGUUUGUGUGGGUGGUCCUGUCAGUGGCCAGGCACUGAUCAUCUCAACUUCUGCAUAGUCUUCAUUCUAAAGGCACAAUUGGGUAUAGCUGCUUGUAGUGGUAGAUAUUUUGCUGCUGUUUUGAUCUGGGCAUGCAGUGACCUAAAAAUCUGGACUUAGCUGCAUAGAUGUUAGGAAGACUCCUGCACAGCAGCAGAACUUGUGAAGCAUGGAAUUUGUGUGCUGAAUUGGUAUUACUACAUAAAUUUCUUUUUUAUACCCAA